AUGAAAGGACGGUCAGACUAUAUUAAGGUGAGCAAUGAGCCAGAUGACGAAGAAGCCUCGCUCAUGACAGACCGACAACAACAACAGCGCGAGAUGAACAAGCAGGACGAAGAUCUCGACGUGCUGCAUAGCGCAGUCAAGAAGUUGGGGGUGAUGAGUAGCAACAUCAGCACCGAGUUGGACGUUCAAAACCGAAUGCUUGACGAGGUCAAUUCCGAAACCGACCGCGCCCAGGAGAACUUGGACAUCAUAACAAAAAAGACGCGGGAGCUGAUCAAAGAAGCAGGGGGAAUGAAGAACAUGUGCAUCAUCAUCGGCCUCAGCUUGCUGCUUGUGGUCCUGACGUAUUUGGUAAUAAUGACUUAA
This is a messenger RNA of Aphanomyces invadans, 366 nucleotides long. RefSeq lists its product as hypothetical. Lineage: Eukaryota; Oomycota; Saprolegniomycetes; Saprolegniales; Verrucalvaceae. The transcript has 4 exons. The record is from RefSeq and is a predicted model, not a curated record. The coding region runs from base 1 to 366 and encodes 121 amino acids.